AAUAGAUGGACACAAAACGCCAACGAAAUGAAAAAUGUCUUCGCUGAGGAAAUCCGCAUCGUUUCGGUCGAGAAUCCCCGUACGCCGGACGCGCCUACCGCAUAGACGCUGUACCAGCCCGGACCAGUCGGUGGUAACGAUCGGACACAGCCACGGUUCAGAGUCAUCCAUCGCUACCGGCCCAAACGACGCGGGACCCGGACUGUUUGGGAAGGUGGUUGGCCAGCAGCCAAAAGCUUGGUACGAUCGGAGCCAUUGCUACUCGUCCUCGAGCUAUUCGAGCAGCGACGAAAGCUGCGACUCGGAAGCGGCUCCAUUUCAGCAUCUCCUGAAUCAAUCAUCGGUUGCAACCAGUGCCGGCAGUCCGUAUCAACAGCGAAGGCAGCUACAGGAUCAACAGCAGCAGCAGCAGCCACAACUCGAACAUCCGUACCAUCGGGUACCACCGUUGGGCUAUCGGCACCAGGAGACCGAUCCCUACCAACAGUUUGAGCCGACGUUCCUGCCCCACCAAUCGCUCGGUGCGUCCAGCUGUUUAAGCACCUCAACCGAUGCCAUGAGCCUGGACGGGCUGCUGGAUUGUGUCAGCACGGGCACCUUCUCCUGUCCGCCAUCGCCAAAAUCGAAAUCAUAUUUGGACAAUGGCGACGGAGGUCAGCAGUCGGGCAGCUUUUACGAGUCGCUGGAAGAGUUAAACUACGCACUGAAAACGCUCAUAAUAUCCGACUCGUUCCAAGCGCAACGAAACAUCCGGAAUGCAACCUCUACCAGUACCGCCGGCACCACCGUGUCCCCGUCGGCCGUUGGGUCGGUUUCGCUAGCCGGAACGCUGGAAUGUACGGUCCCGCUUGGUGCAUCGUUUGAAAAGGAGCCGCAGCAGCAGGGAAACAGGCAGGCUAGUGUUGUACGGGUUAGCGAAAAUCUGAGAACACAGGAAUUCGUCGCACCCAAUCUACAGAAGCUUAAGCAUGGGGAGGCUCUGCAGAAGGAACAGCAGCAGCAGCAGCAGCAGGAGGUUGGUGUGGAAGAAGAUGAUGAUCUAAUUAAGCAGAGGAAACUAAGUGAUUGGUAUUACAUCAAGACCGCUCCUUCCAAGAAACCGUCCAGCCCAUUCGAGCGUCGUCGAGCGCACGGAAGCCGGCUAUCGAAUGAGGCAGCGAAGCGUACUGGACGCUUUCCACCGACACUGACGCCUCGGGCCUCAAAUCCGGACAUUGCGGGCGAUGAGCGAUUGCUGAUGAAAGGGACCGCUGACAGUAAGCAGUCCCUCUCCAGACCCUUCCAGGGCGAGGUGAGUGAUCGCAAGUAUCCUUCGCCCGUUCCAAGGCCCCGUCGAUUGCCUCCGUCCAUGCUGAGUACGGAUUCGCGGGAACAGCAGCAAAACUGGGAUCAAGAGACACGUUGGCGUCAUCAGCAUCCGGGAGCGGUCACUAAAUCCGCUUCUUCAUCCAGUGUGAAUCUUGGUGUGCGUGGACAUUUGCAGUCGCCGGGUAGUGGAGGCUCUCGCGGGGCACGACUCCACUCAAACUCGGACCUGCAGCAAGCCGGGACGCGUAAAGCUAUUGCACCUGCACUGCUUCAGGACGACUCGCUCGGAAGUCUCGACGAUAGCUCAUCGCUAGCCGUGCUCGGUGGUUCGCUAGCGUUUGAGCCGUCGGACGAUCGGGACCGAUUUUCGCCCUACUUUCGACGACGCAACCCAAACCAACUCGUACCACAAUGGUUUCCACCUCCGCCACCACCACCGUACCACUAUCCGCACCAGUCCGGGCUGCAUCAGGAGCAGCGGAAUAUUUAUGAGAACUACCCACCAACGGCCAAUCAGUGCGUCGUGAACGAUGACGAAGCAAAAUCGGAAUCCUUGUCACCGACGCCAACAGCACGUGUACGAACCAUGAAUGCCCACUCUAGCGGGCCACACUCCAACCGACCGGCACCAACGCUGUACGGUAUUGAGGAGAACGAAGUGUUCCAGUACAAAGUACCGCUCGCUGCGACAGACAGCGCCAGUGACAGGCGACCACUACCGAGACCCCCGAUUGACUCUGACGAUGAGUUCGAGCAAGGCCAGUGCGGGAUGCAGCCAGAGAAAAAGAGCUCUUUAACGCGGUGCUAUCCGACGAAAUCGCAACCAUCAUCACAUCCGCCACAGUUGCCGUCACAGCCAGCCCAGCAAAAGCUGACGGCACAAACACCUAGCACCACCACACCCGCCCCCUACCGGACGGACUAUGAACUGUCCGGAUCGUACGUAUCGCUCGAGUGCCCAUCGCCGCCAGGUCCACCCGCUUGCGGACCCGAGGGCCGACGGGGCGAUCCGCAGGCUCGCCUUGCGAACUAUCUGCGCACGCUGUACAACGAGCUAGCUUUAAAGGAACCGGUAUUGCCGAGCUGGGUACAUCCGGUAGCACCCGGUGUCCUCUGUCCGGCCCGGCUCGAGCCCGAACUCCGCCUUCACAUACACUCGCACGGUUUGAAUGAAGCGAUCGGUGUCGACCAGAUCCUGACACCGGUCCAAACCAAAGAUGGUCCGUUCCUGGAGGCACCGCGCCGUGUACUGAUCGAGUGUCCACCGUGGGUGACACGUGGUGCACUCGCGCUUCGCAUCCUACACGGCUGGAGCCGUGAGCCACCAUGGCCUCCACGAGGUCAACCCGUAGCGCUGGCCCUUUUCCUACCGCUGGCCGAACUGCGGGGAACGAUUGCAAACUACAUCGGCAAGGAGCUACUGCCACGAGGGCCGCCGAAUCCGUUCGCGAGUGGAUUCGGUGGGUUCAGUGCGGCUUGGAACUCGCUCGAGGCACUCAAGGGCAAACUUUUGAUCGUGCUCGACGGGUACGAUGUGCAGUGUAAAACGCGCAAAAGCAAAACCAUGCCAAAGGACGUGAUCGAUCUGCUGGAGGGUCGACUAUUCCCAGAAGCUCGCGUAAUACUGAUCAGCGUGACGGCGUCCUGCACCGAGCUGCUGCCACUGAUGCAGCGACAUAUCACCUUCGAGGGACUGGUUUGGGGUCGUUCGGUAUCCCUGCUCGGCGGUGGUCAGUGGGGAGCUCCAACGCGACUCAUCGACACCGUGCAAUCCUGCCGACAUUUGCGAAACAUUGCACGAACAACGUUAGGCUGUUUGGCAAUUGCGGCCAUUUAUGAAUCAUCCGGCGGAGAGUUGCCGACCGACGAAUUGGAUGUGAUUGCAUCGCUGUUUAACUGUGUGGCGGCCAACUCUUCUCACACGCAAGUCACCGAACUGGGUCGAUUGGCACUGUUCUGCCUGAAGACGAAACGUUCCACGGUGACAUCAGCCGAGUUGAAAAUGUACUGUUCCUCACCGGAAACGAACAUCGCGGGAUGUCUGGAUCGGGCACAACUGUUUGGCCGCACGGCAAAACGAAAGUCGGAACAAUAUUACACCAUCAUUUGUCCCGGGUUGGCGGAGUUCCUCGCGGCAAACUACAUUGUAUCGUUAGCGAACCGACCUGGUCUGCUGGCGGCGGAAAUUGCCGGAUUGGCUGUGGGUGACGAGGUGGAGCCGGAAAUUCUGAAGGUGCUUAACUUCUCGAUGGCACUGCUAGGAGCUCGUGCGCAUCUUCUCCUAUCCAAGCUAACUCCUUUGUGGCUGAGUCCACAGACGAUCUUUUCACUAGCAUUGGCCGGAGGAGAAACGGAAGCAAACCUGACGGCACUCUGCGAAAUGCUGGGUAUUUCGAAAUCGCCUCCAGUACCACCACUCGAGGCGAAACCGAUCUGGGUGUCGAUCAAGUCAACGCUCUCCGAAUUGCAGGGCUGGGGACUUGCCUUCAAGAGCCCAACCUGUACACUGAAGAACCUUGAGCUGGUGUACCAGAUGGAGAAGAACCUUCUGCUGGAGUCACGCAACGUAAUGGACAUCUUCCUGGAUGCGCUGUCGAAGAAUGAAAGCGUCACUACACUACGCAUCACAUCUCUGAUCGAGAACGAGGUGCGCGAUUCAGACAUUAACUAUCUAGCCAGUUGCAUAUCGAAGGCGUUGCUCAAACCGCGUCUCGAAAGCUUCGAACUUAUCCUUACGCUGCUUGAAGAGGACCCACCCAUCCUGAAGCUGCAGUCCGUAGUAACGGCGCUCUGUCGAACGAUUCCGCGCCAACCGAAGCUUAGCAAUCUUUCGCUCGAUCUUGGUCUCUGUACCUCGCAGCUGGUACAAAUCUGUGCGACGCUCGAGAAGUGUCCGCAUGUCACCCGUCUCUCGUUGCCUCAUUUGCGCUGUGAACGGGGAGCCGUGGGAGCACUUGCCGCAUUGCUCACUGCGCGGCCUCUGUCAUACUUAGGACUUCCCUCGAGCUGGGGUGCCCGUGAUGAUCCUCCGUCAUCCAGCGGUGUUAGCAUGGGAUCUGGAUCGGGUAGCAGUAGCGGUAAUUCGGGCCUCAUCAAACAAUCCUCCCUAACCGGCGCUCCUUCGCCACGUUCAUAUCCGGCCGGUAUCUUCUCGUCGUUGCCGCGAGGUGUUCUUAGCUCUACCGCCAACAUGGGCCGUUCGGCAACACUUCCCCGACAACCGAUGGAAGGGCCACCGGACAAACGUAGCACAGACUCUGUCAUAUCGCGCACCUGGUACCCAACGCCUGCCUGCGAUGGUGGACCGCACAAUUCCGGCACACUGCACGAGCUGCUGCUAGCCGCCCGCGAUACCUACUCCCGACUGCACGGUUUGGAUCUUAGUAAGGCGCAACUCUCGCUCGAAGACUCAAUGUGUCUGGGCGAGACGGUGCGUGUAUCUACGACGCUACACUCGAUCAAGCUCGAAGGUGCGUCUCGGUUGAGUGAAAUCUUACCUACCGUGCUGGGAGCGAGUGAAUCGCCGAGCCUACAGAUGAUGAGCCUCGGAUCACCUCGGAUCGCUCUCGAGGAUGCUGCCGUCGGAAUGUCCGCACGUGCCUUGGGCAGCUGCAUAACACUGCGACUGCUCAGCCUGGACGGUUGGAGCUUUAGGAUAGAGAACGUGGGGACGCUUGCUUCGGUGCGUGGAUUCCUGUCGCUUACGUCAGUCCGUGAGCUGGGGCUCAACAACUGUCGAAUGAACAUGUCCAUGUUUAAGAGCGAUGUGCCGGUACAAUCCGGUGCGUACGAGUGCCGUUCCGUGGUUAACCUGAAGCUGGCCGGUGCACAGAUCAUCUUCUCGGACCAUCUGUCGAUGAAGGGCCCACAUAUGUUGCCGUAUCUGGUGGGUUUUGUGAAUCUAAGAGAAUUGGAUCUUUCUGCCCCAUCAAGGACAGGUUUCGGUAGCACAAGCACAACGCCACUUAUCCUUUCCGAUAAGGAUAUCGUAGGUUUCUUCAACACACUCAACAAUAAUUUCAGCCAUCUAAACACACUGAAGAUGUGCAACUGGAUCAUCCACCUGGACGAGGCCGCCCGAACGCUCAAGUCCGUCGCAAAGCUGCUCAAAUCUAGCCCGCUCAGUCACAUCAAGCUGGACAGUGUCGUCGUGAUGGAUAGACCGAAAAAGCAACGGAUCGAACCACAGUUUCUGCAUGCUUUUCUGGCCAAUUUGCCACUGCUGCGGUGGCUCGGUAUUACGCUGCACGGGCUAAGUGAGGACCAGAUAACGACGCUCGGCAAUUACUGUGCCGAUAUGCGCGGCAUGGAGAUUGAUGUGAGGUUAUCCGACUCGACGAUCGAAAAUGCGCGCCUGAUGACGAGCAGCCUCGGCAUGGACGGUAAAUUUGACAUACGUGUCUCCACGUUCGGCACCUCGAACAGCAUACUGAUCCAUAUCGAGAAAACUUCGACGAAAAGUUUAUCCCGUAAAUAAG
Messenger RNA from Anopheles maculipalpis, 5786 nucleotides. RefSeq lists its product as uncharacterized. The transcript has 7 exons. The record is from RefSeq and is a predicted model, not a curated record. Lineage: Eukaryota; Metazoa; Arthropoda; Insecta; Diptera; Culicidae. The coding region runs from base 35 to 5785 and encodes 1916 amino acids.